This is a messenger RNA of Suillus paluster, 5733 nucleotides long. RefSeq lists its product as uncharacterized. The transcript is spliced from 9 exons. Gene Ontology annotation, biological process: peptidyl-threonine phosphorylation; peptidyl-serine phosphorylation. The coding region runs from base 1 to 5733 and encodes 1910 amino acids. The record is from RefSeq and is a predicted model, not a curated record. Gene Ontology annotation, molecular function: protein serine/threonine kinase activity; ATP binding; protein serine/threonine/tyrosine kinase activity. Lineage: Eukaryota; Fungi; Basidiomycota; Agaricomycetes; Boletales; Suillaceae.
AUGUCGGCCACGUCUGCGCUUUUAGAGAGCCAACGUGAGCACGAAAUUUACCUCCCAUUGACCGCCCAAGGAAACGACAAGAAAAUAGCAGAUGAUGGCUUAGAUACAUACCAAGUUCAUAAUACACAGCCACGGCUCCAUAUAUCAGCGGCGCCGCCCGACGACGAAUUGUCGCCGAUGCAGACAGACCCCGAAAUCCCAUCGCGUUCAGGAUCAGUCUCGUCUUCCCUUGACCCGUACUAUUUUGGCAUUCAGACUCCUGCAGACUCGCCUGCACCGCAGUUUCCUGAACCAGGAUUUCUCUCCAUGACGCCUGAAACGCGCACCCCAAAUGAACCAGUUACGCCAGGGCGCGAUCCUGCCAACAUUGACAGGAUGGGCCUCGUGGGUGUAGGCGAGCUGGCUACCCCGCGAUGGGGUAAAAUACAGAGGCAUCCACAUGACGAGGAUACAGAUAUCCAUCAGGAGCAGAUUCACGGAGAUGAUGUCCUUGAGGAAGAUGUCACGGAACUCGUCAUUGACGAGGUCGAGAAGGAUGGUCCCGAUAGUCCAUGGACCAUCGAAGCGGUCGACGGCGAGUCAGACGGCAAAGAUGAGCCAACGGACGUAAACCCGGUUACCCGUACUCUGCGUUCACGGAGAUCUAUAGCGGAUGAAAGUGGCGGCGAGGAAAUUUUGUACCCCCGCAAGCCUUACGGUUCCGACUUCUUGCAUCCCACCAUUUUACCUAAACAUCCCUCUGCAUCUCCAGAAGAGCCACCCUCGCCACUUUUGCCCCCGCUCCCUACCGAACAACCCUUCCUCAGUGGCUCGUCUGCUCCCAGCGCAUUUACUCCGCUGCGCAAGGCUAAGAAGCGCACGUCGGACGAGUUUGAGAUGGAUCAUACAGGCUCUCUUGUUUCCAAACUGUCGGGUGUUCCCAAAGAUCGCACUGGCUCAGCAGCCAGGGAUAAGGAUGAUAAAUCUGCAUCGACGCGCAAGCAUCGCAGCAUCGGGUCCAGUGUUUCUGGAAAUGCCUCUCGCGAUCGUGCCCGGCGUCGGGAAAGCCUCAAUGUCACUGCGCCAGCCAAACUUUGUGACGCACCCCCUCCAAUGGAUCCUACACCUGUGCGCUCGGAAAGGGAGAAACAUACGCGUCAGCUUUCCGGUGGAUCUUCGUCGUCUGGCCAUGAGGCUGCCCUUCACGCACAUUCUCGGCGUGUGCAUACCACGGACUUCUCUCACCUCCCUCCCUCCCCUUCGACAACCUCCAUCCAACAUAUUCUCCGGCACGCUGGCAGUGCUACCAGUACCACCAAUCCACCUUUACGUCCACCCUCAUCUCACAAGGACAUCGCAGCGCCCCAACCCCAACCCCAAGCUCAUUCUUCACCUAAUGUUGCACACUCGCUCCUCCGCGGGACACAGGAAGGUUGGUCGGGCUUAGACGACGAUGCUCACGCUGAGGCUCUGCGUAAGCUCGACGGACUGUCGACGAAGACCGCACGUGCACGCGCGAGCGUUGGGAGCUUUGGAAGGCCUUCGAGUAUGAGUCGCCCUGGGACGCCUGCUAGCACUGCUGGCAGAUCUGGAGUGCACUGGGAGGGUGUCAGUUCCGACGGUGGAGGCAAAAUGACUCGCCGGGGCAGCACCAAGGACAGAAAGGAGGAGCACCCUCAGCGUCAGCCUAUUGGCCUUGGUAUUUCUUUUUCCGGGGACGCUUCGCAGGAGCAUACCGAAGUUCGAGGUGGUGGGAUUGUCAGCAGCGACGAGCAUGCGUAUAGCUCAUCUGGUGUUGAGAAAACUCCGAAAAAGCCGGGUUCUAUGAGUACACGCUUGAGUUUCACUCCAAAGCGUGGGUCUGCGUCAUCCACUACAUAUACAAGCACCCCAACGAGUUCGCGUGAUUCCGCAUCCAUGUCAACGGCCACCAGCAUGACUUCAGUAUCUGGCCCUUCGGCCUCUGGUCGCCAUUCAACUGGUGCCGGCAAGGGAAGGCGGAACAGUGCGGGUAGUGAUAUUUCCAGCGCAUACUCAGGUGGUGAUGUGGCAGUGUUCAAGGACCGUCAACCUUCCUUCGCCGCCAGCGGUGAAGCACUGGAAGAAGAUCGGGUCCCCCCUGUCCCACCGUUACCCAAGGACUUAUCUACUUAUCGGUCCCCACCCCAAUCCUCACAUGGCAUUACAUUCCCUCCUUCUGGCGCCGAUGAGAGCGACGUUGACCGCACUAUGUCAUUAGAGGUUCCCCCGGGGUCUUCGAAGCCACUCUCACAUUCGCACGCCCAAUACUUAUCGUCUGGGAAUCACGGAAGCUACUCCUCUCCCGAGUCUGUUCCUUCAGUCACUAAGACGCCCUCGAAGAAAUGGAGCUUCUCUGCACUCAAUAUCAAGCUCACUCCGUCGAUGUCGUCGAUGAAGGGGAAAGAUUCACCGUCGAGCAAGUCUUCAGGCUUCCCUCUCAGUCCCCGAUCGGUGCAGACGUUCGGUCAGCAGUUGCGGAAGUCGGGAUCAAGGGAACAAGCGCUUUCUCCUCCCGUCGCUCCUGGUGCUUCUUGGUCUCCUGGUCAGCCAGAUGCGAUGACAUCUGCUGCAUCCCUCGCCUCCAUGUCUUCUGUCGGGUCUACCCGCACCCCGAAGUCCCCUGUUGUCUUAUCGGGCAAAGCACCUAGCCGCCCUGAAACGGCUUCUAGUGUCAGCCAUCACACGACGUCCGCCCUGUCUGCUCCUCAUAAUGCCCCACUCAGUCCCUCGUCCAUGCGACGUCAGCAAUCUAAACGUCUCACGCCAUCGUCCAUACCAUUCUUCCGUCGCUCAUCCUCUCAAAGCAUGCAAAUACCCCCUUCAAACCAAGUUACCAUGUCCAUAUCACCGACGCUAUCAUCAGGCAAUGGUGCUUCUGCAUCCCAUCACGUCAAGGCAAGCCGCUCUCCAAACAAAGAAUCAAGUCGUGGUGUUCCCACUACUCCCGCCUCUUCACAGAAGAAAUCGUCCGUGCUUAGCCUUGGCCUUCCCUCAUUGCUGAAAUCUAGUUCACGGAGAAGUCUGCAUGGGGAUAAGAGUGAUACUGGCACUUCUAAGGAAAGCAAGGAAAGUGCGAGGUCCAAGGAUUCGGAGAAAGAGAAGUCGAAGCAAGACCAAAAGGAUCGUAGUGAAAGCAGAAUAUCUGUGUUGAUGGGACGUAAGAGAGGCAAGACCCUAUCGUCUACAGAUCCAAAAAAGGGUGCUUCUGCGAUUGCCUUACCACCCAUGCAGAUGUCCGCAUUACCUGCCACCACUGCUCAGCGUGUUGCGAAUCUGAAGAGCGGUUCGUCGGCGUCUACCCCUGCAUCCUCCAUUACACGGACACCAUCCACGUCACGUGUGACCUCUCAAACUGUAAGCUCAAUGCAAAAGCAGUCAGAUGCUUCGCUACGGAGUCGAAACCAGCCUUUACCCACGAUUGCUGGGUCACCAUCUGUUGGAACCACUGGGUAUAGCGUGCCAAAGGAGUCAAAAGAUUACCCGCCGUCAGUGCUACUGAAUUCGAUAGGUGGCAUGUCAAAGGAAACGCCCACCAAGAUUCCCCGCAUUUCGAGCCGUACGUCAGCUGCAGGAUCUCCUGGACUUGGCAGUGCAACUGUAUCCAGUCGUCGCAUUAGCCUUAACGUUACCGCGCCUUCGACGGACCCUUCACCCACGCCUGGUGAUGCUGCAAUAAACGAGUUUGGUGUUCUGGAGAAUGGCGACGCACAAGUUGCGAAGCCAUCGGGCGAAACGGCAUCAAGGCGACUGUCUGUCCGAGCUUCUCCGUCCAUCAACUCCCGAGUUCCAAGGCAAGUCUCUGGGCCUCCAUCCUCUGGCGGCAUCCCUCGAAAGUCCAAUCGCGACUCGGUCUCCUUCAGCGCUCUACGCAAGGCGUCCACGGGUUCUGUGGCCUCCACUGCCUCUGUGGCCCUUCCUAGCGAAACAACGCACUCGCAUAGGUUUUCGGCUUUGUCUCCGUCAAAAGGUUUGAAACUGCUUAGCCCCAAGAUUUCUCUCUCCAGUCGGUCUUCGAACAACCACAGUUCAACGUCUAGCGCUCAGCGGGCUCAUGCAGGGACUCCUGCGUCAAGUCGUCAGUCGCUAUCGACCCCUUCUCCAGUCCCUAGCAACAUCGAUGAAGAGGAAUUCCUCGGCGACGAAGAGAUGAUGCAGUACAUCAGACGACAACAGACUAAGAAGAUGGCACACGGGGCAUCGCAGGCUGAAUUGGACGAUCUGCUCAAGUUCCCAGAACCAAUACCACCAAGCCCUGGCUUGUCGCCUGAAGAGGUGUUAAAUUCUUCCCAGGCUCAGUUCCUGUCCGAAUAUGAGAAGGAAGAGAUUCUCAACUAUCCCCAGGUUUACUGUAUCGGUUCUGGGAGCCCGAAGAAGAACGCGCAUCCUCAGAUUGUCGUCAACAACUUCGGCUACGACGAUGAACGUGGCGAUUACCAAGUGAUCAAUGGGGAUCAUCUCGCUUUCCGCUAUGAAAUCAUGGAUACCUUGGGCAAGGGCUCGUUUGGUCAAGUGCUGAACUGUAGAGAUCACCAGACGGGCGAAUCUGUUGCGAUUAAGAUCAUCCGGAAUAAGAAGCGUUUCCAUCACCAAGCACUGGUGGAGAUCAAAAUCCUUGAUAAUCUUCGUAAAUGGGACCACGAAGAGAAGCACCAUGUCAUCAAGAUGACCGAGCACUUCUACUUCCGCAAUCACCUUUGCAUCGCCAUGGAACUACUCAGCAUCAAUUUGUACGAAUUGAUCAAAGCAAACGGGUUUGUUGGGUUCACGACCACCUUGAUACGACGCUUCACCAGCCAGAUGAUAUUAUCUCUGUGCUUGAUGCGGCAUCAUCGCAUAGUGCAUUGCGAUCUCAAGCCAGAGAACGUCUUGUUACGACACCCCGCGAAGAGUGCCAUCAAGGUCAUAGAUUUCGGCAGCAGCUGCUUAGAGCACGAGAAGAUCUAUACUUACAUCCAGAGUCGUUUCUAUCGUUCUCCUGAAGUUAUCCUCGGCAUGAACUAUCACAUGGCUAUCGACAUGUGGAGUUUAGGUUGCAUCCUCGCCGAGCUAUAUACCGGGUUCCCUAUCUUCCCCGGUGAAAAUGAGCAGGAGCAAUUGUCUUGCAUCAUGGAGGUCUUGGGGCCCCCAGACAAGGACUUCAUUAAUCGUAGCUCCCGAAAGCGACUCUUCUUCGACAACAAUGGCGCACCCCGGCCUGUGGUGAAUUCCAAGGGUCGUCGUAGACGACCUGGAACGAAAACGCUUGCUCAAGUUUUGCGGUGUCAAGAUGAGGACUUCGUAGACUUCAUUGCGCGGUGCCUUGUAUGGGAUCCUGAGCGAAGGAUGAAACCUCAAGCAGCGCUGCAACAUAACUUCCUCCGUGCAGGACGUCGAAGCAAGAUCACUAGCUCCUCGCCAGCUACUACAAAGGCUUUGCUUUCUUCAUCCAGCCUUACCAGCUCCCGCACGACCAAAGUUGCUGAGACACCCAAGAAGUCGCAGAUCAGUGCUCCCACUCCUUUGACCGCCAGGACUUCACGAACGACCACGAACGGAGUACCCUCCACUCCAAUACACACGACUACUGCAGGAUCAUCAUCUCGGACGUACCGGUCCGGCCAGUCGCAUGGCCUUUCCACCCAAUAUUCCAGCCGGACACUCAGUGGGUUCGUAGUGAGUCCUCAAUCCUCGUCGGAAAUGCCAUUCGAACAAGAGCUUAUGAGCUGGCUGCAGACAACAGCCUCUUUGAAAUGA